This is a messenger RNA of Lineus longissimus, 4195 nucleotides long. RefSeq names its product bone morphogenetic protein receptor type-2-like. Gene Ontology annotation, molecular function: ATP binding; transforming growth factor beta receptor activity. The record is from RefSeq and is a predicted model, not a curated record. NCBI's taxonomy places the organism in Eukaryota, Metazoa, Nemertea, Pilidiophora, Heteronemertea, Lineidae. Gene Ontology annotation, cellular component: signaling receptor complex; plasma membrane. Gene Ontology annotation, biological process: cellular response to growth factor stimulus; protein phosphorylation; BMP signaling pathway. The transcript is spliced from 9 exons. Bases 251 to 3394 code for a protein of 1047 amino acids.
GUUCGCCGACUGCGGCGUGAAACUCAGAUUUUUGUGUCUUGAAAACAAUGCAAAAUCAGUCAACCAAGACGGAUAAUUAAUGACAAUGGGCAAAAUUAUAUUCUGAGGAUAUAUCCGCCCUCGAUAUCGGCGUACUAUAGGCAAAAUAGCCAUCAGGAGGCCGAAAAUUUGGAGAAGUUUAUCGGGAGUUUUCUGUCGUUGGUCCGCCAUGUUUUGAGAGUUGAGAAAAUAAAAGUGGUCUUCUUUCAAAAUGGAGCUUCAUAGCAUUAUCCUGGGCAAUACCAUCAUCUUCGUUGCCAUUGGAUGCAUUCUGACUCAUGAAGUCACUGCCACUAACUUCACAUUUUGUGCAUAUCACGAUGACAUAAUCCUCCGGGGCAAUGGGAAUGAGGGCGAGGCGGUCUACAUUGAGGAAGCUGCUGCAAGCCUUUCCAUGAAAAUGUUGGAUAAGUCCGGUGAGGUACAGCCAGAUAGGAAAACGAUCAAAUGCGCUGUGAAGAAGAAUAAAUGCUACACGCUGUGGCAGACAGACCUGACGACAAACACCGACGCCAUAUUGAAACAAGGAUGUUGGGACCACUCUGACCCGUCCUACUGCGACAAGAAAGACUGCAUGAACGAUCGCCCUCAGAUGAGGAACAACACCAAAUUCUGUUGCUGUGCUGGAGACAUGUGUAACGUGAACGUCACGGAUAUUUACGAGCCAUCUGACGACGCAACGUUUGUACCAAGACCGACACCAGGUACAAGUGCAUAUCCAAACUAUAGGAGGAACACGAUAAUAAUCGCAAUGUCUUCAGUCAUCAGUGUAGCCAUCAUAAGUGCAUUUAGCUUCCUGGUUUACCGUCUUUGGAUCAGCUCACACAAACCACCACCAGACUCACUCAGCCUUGUAGAAGCGCCACCUAGCCCCAGCUACGAACUAGACCAGCUAAAAAUAGACUCGCUGAUCCAAAAAGGUCGCUACGGGGAAAUAUGGAAAGGAAAACUUGGCGAAAAAGAAGUCGCAGUGAAAAUAUUCAACGCUAGUCAGCGGUCUUAUUUCAUCAAUGAAAGGGACGUGUAUUCGUUACCUUUCAUGGAGCACGACAACUUAUUGAAGUUUUACGGCGCAACAGAACGUGUGUUACCAGAUGGCGCUACACAGUAUUUGGUGGUUUUGCAACUCUGCCCCGAAGGUUCGUUGAUCGAUUAUCUGAAGCACAACACACUCGAUUGGUUGAUACUGUGCCGAAUGUGUCACUCUAUUGCCUGUGGGUUGGCACAGUUGCAUACUGACUUCAAAAAAGGAGAUAAUGUAAAACCUGUGGUAGCUCAUCGAGACUUCAACACAAGAAACAUCCUAAUCCGAGCUGAUCUCUCGUGUGUGAUAUGUGACCUUGGCUUUGCCAUGAAGCUCGCGGGGACGAGGUUGUAUCGUGGUCAAGACGAGGAGCAAGUGUCACUCAUUGAUGUGGGCACACUGCGUUACAUGGCCCCCGAGGUGCUAGACGGUGCUGUUAACCUGCGUGACUGUGAAUCAUCUCUGAAGCAGAUAGAUGUCUACGCUCUUGGCCUCGUCAUAUGGGAAAUAGCCAGUCGCUGUUCAGAUUUAUAUCAAGGUAUGCCAGUGCCGGAACACUCACUGCCCUUCCAACACGAGUUAGGAGCACAUCCAACUUUGGAAGAAAUGCAGCUGAUGGUAUCGAGGAAGAAGGUUCGCCCGGUUUUCCCGGAUGUCUGGAAGGAUACUCACCAGGCUAUUCGCGCCCUGAAGGAAACAAUCGAAGAUUGUUGGGAUCAGGACGCCGAGGCUCGUCUGACUGCCAUGUGUGUGGAGGAGCGCAUCUUGGAGAUGACGAAUCUGUGGGAAGCCGUCAAACAUAAGGGUGUGACGCCAACUAUCCUACAGUGUGGCGGUUUACCCGACUCUACCAUCAUGCAGCGUAAUAUCACUAGUCAGAGUGCACCCCCUAGUCAGGAUGAAACGACGACCACAGACAGGAAUGGUAACCUUGCACAAACUGAACGUUCAAGAAUGCUGCCCAACGUUGAGGAGUACAACAUUUCGUCUUCGUAUCCAACUUAUCAUCGUUUCCAUAAUAUGAACGAUCAUAGCGUCUCUACGUCAACCACUGAAACAACUCUGACAAUGUCACCGUCGGAACCAGAAGUCUACACAAAAGCGAAUCGUAAUAUCGGUUAUGCAAAAUCGAACCGUGCUAAUCAAUCGUUACAACCCCAUCAGGGUCGGAAUCCGACUGUCGAGCGUAACACUCAUAAGCGUAGCGAUGAAGAGUUACAAAUUAAAGGAAAUACCCUCGUUGAAGGAGGCAUCUCGCAGGCCUCUAGUACUCAAAACAUGGAUCACAUUUUCGAUUCGAUUACAGACAAUUUGGAUUCGUCACUCGUUCAGCACGAUAUCCUGAAUCAGAAUCGAACAAAUAACCCUCCUAUCCCGUAUGUUCAAAAUAGAGUUUCCGCGGAGCCGAUGGUCGUUCGUCCGAAACAGGCAAAUGUCCCUGGAAAUGGGCAGUCACACAAACAUGGCUCCUCGCAGACAAAAUCACGAUCAAAAAUGAAGAAACUAAAGGAAAAGGGAAAGUUUAAUCUGUUUGUGCGUAACCCAAUUAUUCGGGGGUUCUUGGGUGGGUAUUGGAAAAAGGACACAGGGAGUGAUGCUGUGAAACAGCCACUGCAGGCAACGGUGCCACCUCCUCGGGUUGAACCGUGCUACAACCCUGAGAAGUGUAACCUGCUAAAUGAAGCCGAGUAUAAGACAGUUGCAACAAAAGUUUGUUUGAUGAAUGGUAGCCCUGUCGUGCGGCCGUUGGAUUUACAGUUGCGUGACAACCGUAAUGAUGACGACGCGACUAAUAUUAAUCUCCUGAGGUCGCAUGAAGGUCGUCUUGGUGUUGCUGAAGUUGGCGUCGCAAAAUUACGUAGCGUGAACAAUGGACAUGCCGCGGUAGUGAAAUUGAAUAGUUCUAGUGUUGGUAGUUCGCGAUCUGAAUCCGCUUCGUCAGAAUCUGAAGAAUUUGAAAACGGCUUGCUCCAAAGGAGGCCGAGCUCUCUUUCACUAAAUGGACAUAAUUAUACGCAGAAUGAUUUAAAAUCUGACGGUGUAGUUAAUAGUACUCAAAGUACUCCCACUGAUGUUGGCAAUGCGAACAAUGUUUCAGUAGAGGAAUUAAAGUCAGGCCAGCAGAUUAAACGACGUGUUAAAACACCGUAUAUGAUGCGACCGGGACGUUUCUCACUCUACGACGAUCGUAUGAUGACCGAUAGUUGCCGGGAAACGCUUGGCAAGGCUAAGACUGAUUAUCUGACUACAAAGUCGAGUAUCUCUUUACAGCAAUUCAACAGUGGUGACAUUGAUAUCAGUGCCUUAAAGGCGGCGGAUUACACAUGCUGAUUGAGAGAUCUGUAUAAAAUACGUGUUUAGUGUGGCCAGAAAUAUACGUAAGCUGAUUUACAGUAUCAACUUAUCAGUCAAACUGAUGCUCUCAUAGACGUUAGGCUGUUACAUGUGCUACUACUAGUCAUGAUACUCUAUUGGGUUGGACAUGAUUUUUGGAUCCUAGCAUUUGGCAAAAUCUGGCUGGGAUUUGUGUUGAUGGGGAAUAUGGCUAAAUAAAAUAAUGACAAAUUCAUAGCAUCAUCGUAGACUUAUUUUGUGCUCUGAAAUGCAUGUAGGGGGAGCUUUUUAAAAUGAUGUCCAUACUCAAGGUAUCGGUAAAAUUAGAUAAUGUGCUUCAAUACACGCGAGAGUAUAUUGUACUGCUAAUUGUUCCAAUUUUGUUUCAACAGCAACCAGAGUGGUUGUCCUGGUGAUAUGUGCUGCUGUAAAAAUGCUACACUGUGCAAGUAGCUGAUUUUUGUUGGUGAGUUUUACACAUUAAUGUAUCACUUUUGUGAUGUCGUUCAUGAUCUUUGAACGUUUGGUUGGGCUUUUUUUCACACCAAUUUUUUAAAGUUGAUUUCGUCAUAAAACCUAUGAAAUGUAUCAAGAUCUUGUCCUGUUCAUAUUAUGUAGCUUUAAUAGUGCAAUUAUGAUGACCAUUAAUGUGUGUGAUGGUCAAUUAUGCGUUUUGUGUAUGUAGGCCUAGGGGAGGGGUGGGGCAGGUGCAUAUGUGACCCGCUCUACCAAAACUAGGCGCUUGUCGCAUCUGAACUUGACAGGGUGAUACAGACUUGUUGUUCAUUUCCCUAUUGU